GGAGUGCAAGAAGCAGUGCUGGAACUGGUGACUGAGCUAGAGCUGUGGACUGUGGAGCUGGUCCAGAAGGAGUGUUCUGGGCUGAACUGGUUAUACUGGGACCCACUGAGCCUUUUGGUGAAGCCACUCAGCAGAGAGAGAGAAGCGUUUUCUGUGCCUGAUGACCUCAGUCCGGAGGAGCGACAGGAGCUGGAGAGCAUCCGCCGGCGAAAAGAAGAGCUGCUGCAGGACAUACAAAGGCUGAAGGAUGAGAUAGCAGAGGUGACCACUGAGAUUGAAAGCCUGGGUCUGUCUGAAGAGAGGAAAAGUAUGCAGAGGAAUAAACAGAUGGCCAUGGGCCGGAAGAAGUUCAACAUGGAUCCCACGAAGGGGAUUCGCUUCUUGAUCGACAGCUCGCUGCUGAAAAACACCAGCGAUGACAUCGCCCAGUUCCUCUACAAGGGAGAAGGCCUCAAUAAGACGGCCAUCGGAGACUACCUGGGGGAGAGAGACGACUUCAACAUCGAGGUCCUGCACGCCUUCUUGGAUCUGCACGAGUUCACGGAUUUGAACCUGGUUCAGGCCCUCAGGCAGUUCCUGUGGAGCUUCAGGCUGCCCGGCGAGGCUCAGAAGAUCGACCGCAUGAUGGAGGCGUUCGCCCAGCGAUACUGCCACUGCAACCCCGGAGUGUUUCAGAGCACAGAUACCUGUUACAUCUUGUCGUUCGCUGUGAUCAUGUUGAACACCAGUCUGCACAACCCCAACGUGAAGGACAAGCCCUCCGUUCAGAGAUUCACUGCCAUGAACAGAGGAAUCAAUGACGGAGGAGACCUGCCAGAGGAUCUACUCAGGAACCUGUACGACAGCAUCAAGAACGAGCCCUUUAAGAUCCCGGAGGACGACGGGAACGACCUCACGCACACUUUCUUCAACCCCGACAGAGAAGGAUGGCUGCUGAAACUCGGAGGUGGACGGGUGAAGACCUGGAAGAGACGCUGGUUCAUCCUCACAGAUAACUGCCUCUACUACUUUGAAUACACCACCGAUAAGGAGCCCAGAGGGAUUAUUCCACUGGAAAAUCUGAGUAUCAGAGAAGUCGAUGACUCCAAGAAACCGAACUGCUUCGAGCUCUUCAUCCCCAACCACAAAGAUCAGGUGAUCAAGGCCUGCAAGACGGAGGCAGACGGCCGCGUCGUCGAGGGCAACCACACGUUUUACAGAAUCUCAGCCCCGACCGCCGAGGAGAAGGACGAAUGGAUCAACAGCAUCAAAGCCGCCAUCAGCAAAGACCCGUUCUACGAGAUGCUGGCUGCUCGGAAGAAGAAGGUUUCCUCCCUCAAAGGGUUGUAGAGCUGCAGAGGAUGAGGCCUGGAAGCCACGAGCGCAGGCCUGCUGGAGGACCUGAUACGUGAUGCCUGGACCUGCACAGAGGACUCUGCUUUUAAAGAGGCUCCUGUUUUGUUACCUUAUGAACCGACGUACCUUCGAUAUCGACACCUUCUUCUUUACACGUCUGACUUCAUGUCGACACUUUGAUUUCAUUUACAGAUGAAACUAUUCAUCGCCUUUUUGUUUUCCUACAAACAUGACCUUGUGAAAGCGCUGCUCCUGCAGCACGGUAACGAUGCUGUGCUCUCUGGUUAGGACUCCCACUCACCUGGAAAUCUGCUGAAAUGACUGUUAAAACGUGUCUGAUUGCCUUUUUACUCACCCGAUGCUUGUUCUGGUCGAGUACAUCAAGUGUCUAACAGCUACUCCAAACAGUUUCACAGAGAGAGAAGAGAGCAGCUCAUGUUCUCAUCUCCAGCAGAGAAAUGUGGUAAAAUAUAAUAUGAGGUGCGAUCAAAAAGGUCAGACUCGUACCUGAUUUAAAUGUGGCUGCCAUCUGCUUCACAGUAACCUCUUCGAAGUGCCGUGACAGAAACGCGUCGAGCACCAUCUGCAGUCUCUGAAACUGUCAACACGGUGAUCCUCAGACUUUAGCUUUGGUUUAGGGAAGCCUGAGGAGUCACAGGGAGCUAAAUCUAGCAGGGAAGGCGACAACUGUGCUGUUGUGACCAAAAAGUGCAACUGGAGCAGCCACAUACCGUAAUUAAGGUCGUUUGCACCUCAAAACAUAGAAGCAGAACUCAGCCACAUGAACGCUGGAGAAAACAUCACGCUAGCCUUCAGCUCUUCCUGAUGCAUCUCCUCCAGUCUUUGGGAUCGCGGCUCUUCUACGGUCAAAACCCUUUGGCUUCAGAUCUCAUACGAGUCGUUUACAAAGUGUCUGCUGAUACCAUCCAUCAUCUCUACACCUUAAUCCUCACUAGGGUCGUGGGGGGCUGGAGUCUAUCCCAGCU
Molecule: messenger RNA, 2321 nt
Organism: Stegastes partitus (bicolor damselfish)
Lineage: Eukaryota; Metazoa; Chordata; Actinopteri; Pomacentridae
Product: cytohesin-1-like
Exons: 12
Coding region: 310-1329 (339 amino acids)
Biological process (GO): regulation of ARF protein signal transduction
Molecular function (GO): guanyl-nucleotide exchange factor activity
Source: RefSeq, a predicted model, not a curated record